AGGUAUGAACUGUCUUAAAGAGCUCGAAGUGGUGAUCCCCGUGGCAGUACGCGUAGAAGACACUGUUACAUUACAGUGCAAAUACGACUUAGAAGGAGAUCAGUUAUACACAGUAAAAUGGUACAAGGGUAGCAGAGAAUUUUACAGAUUCGUCCCAAAAGAACUGCCCAACACCGUCAUAUUCCCGUUGCCAGGAAUCGACGUUGAUUUGAGCAAGAGCACCCCCAACGAGGUGGUUUUGAGGAACGUCCAGCCGGAAGUCAGCGGCAAGUACAAAUGCGAAGUUACGUCGGAUGCGCCCAACUUCUUCAUGAAACAGAAGACGGGGACUAUGUACGUUAUUGAUGCUCCCACAGAUGACCCUAGAUUGCAGGUGGAAAGAGAAUCUUCGGAUAAGGGAGAGACGAUCAAGGCCAAUUGUACCGCUCCUCCAGCAUAUCCUGGUACAAACAUUACGUGGUUUCUAAAUGGCAGAAAAAUUUCCGAAUCAUAUACGAAGUCGACCCCAUUAGAGGCUCACAAAACUGUCAGUCAAAGGAAAUUAUACAUAACCAGUUCAGGAAUAGAGUUGCAAAUUAACGAAGACACAUUUCAGUUAUCGGAAAAGAAUCUGAUUUCGACGCCUACCCAAGGCGGUCUAACGAGGUCGGUUAGUUUGGCAACCUCGUCUAUUCCAGACGAAGUUAAGUUAUUCGAGACGUAA
Messenger RNA from Sitophilus oryzae (rice weevil), 703 nucleotides. Its product is annotated as B-cell receptor CD22-like. The record is from RefSeq and is a predicted model, not a curated record. Lineage: Eukaryota; Metazoa; Arthropoda; Insecta; Coleoptera; Curculionidae. The transcript has 5 exons. Bases 5 to 703 code for a protein of 232 amino acids.